AUGGAGUGGCUUUUGUUUGCCGUGGCAACUUGUUUGCUAUCCCUCUGCCCUGUCAAAGGGAACGAAUGGAGGCUGGAAUAUGAAGAAGGACUAAGUCACAACAGCAAGGAAGCUCUCAAGAAGGAGUUUCCUGAGAAAACAAGGCCAAUCAGUUUCAAACAUCCACUAUUCAUGUGUCCUGACAUGAGCCCCUCCUCUUCUGUGCCCACCUCAGUUGAGCGGGUGAAGGCGGCCGAUAUUAAAGUGAUUGCUGCUCUUGGGGAUUCAUUGACAACAGCCAUUGGUGCAAAUGCGACAACAGUUCUUGGCAUACCUAUUGAAUUUCGACACGUGUCAUGGAGCAUUGGGGGUUAUGGAUCCUUUCAAGAUGUCAUUACACUUGCAAACAUCAUUCGACUCUUCAACCCAAAUGUAGUGGGACCUGCCCCAGCCAAGACAGUCCAUGGAACCCCAGCUCCUCUGUGUGAGACAGGAUUUAACCUGGCCGUAACCGGACAUAAUACCUUUAAUCUACCUGAACAAGUCUGGCAUUUGAUUGACACAUUGAAAACGUAUGAGAAAAUUAACUUUGAUGAAGACUGGAAACUCUUGACCAUUCUAAUUGGGAUGAAUGACAUCUGUGAUUACUGCAAAGACAAGGCAUUGCUUACAAAGCUGUUUUUCUGGACAAAUCUAUUGGCAGAGUGA
Messenger RNA from Triplophysa dalaica, 687 nucleotides. Its product is annotated as phospholipase B1, membrane-associated-like. Gene Ontology annotation, cellular component: brush border membrane. The coding region runs from base 1 to 687 and encodes 228 amino acids. Lineage: Eukaryota; Metazoa; Chordata; Actinopteri; Cypriniformes; Nemacheilidae. The record is from RefSeq and is a predicted model, not a curated record. The transcript has 9 exons. Gene Ontology annotation, biological process: phospholipid metabolic process. Gene Ontology annotation, molecular function: A2-type glycerophospholipase activity; phosphatidylcholine lysophospholipase A1 activity; retinyl-palmitate esterase activity.